Molecule: messenger RNA, 1020 nt
Organism: Melospiza melodia melodia
Lineage: Eukaryota; Metazoa; Chordata; Aves; Passeriformes; Passerellidae
Product: glutathione S-transferase-like
Exons: 6
Coding region: 70-738 (222 amino acids)
Biological process (GO): glutathione metabolic process
Molecular function (GO): glutathione transferase activity
Source: RefSeq, a predicted model, not a curated record
AUUGUGAAUGUUUAUUGCUCAACCCUGCUUUCUUCAUUGCAGAUACCAGAGAAUCAGGCAGGUGGAAACAUGUCUGGAAAACCCAGGCUGCACUACUUCAAUGGACGUGGCCGCAUGGAACCAAUUCGGUGGCUCCUGGCAGCAGCUGGGGUUGAGUUUGAAGAAUCUUACCUGGAAAAAAAGGAGGAUCUGACAAAGAUACAGAAGGAUGGAUCCCUGCUCUUUCAGCAAGUGCCAAUGGUAGAGAUCGAUGGGAUGAAGCUGGUGCAGACCAGAGCCAUUGCCAACUACAUAUCAACCAAGUACAACCUCUACGGGAAGGACGUGAAGGAGAGAGCCCUAAUUGAUAUGUACGUGGAAGGAAUGUUCGAUCUGAAUGAGUUGCUCCUCAUGUAUGUUAUCCAACCAGCAGAAAAAAAGCAGGAAUAUUUUGCAAAUAUGAUGGACAAGGCUGAAAACAGAUACUUCCCAGUAUUUGAGAAGGUUUUGAAAGACCAUGGAAAAGACUUUCUGGUUGGCAACCAGCUGAGCAGGGCAGAUGUUCAAUUGCUUGAAGUCAUUUUGAUGGCAGAGGAGUACAAACCUGAUAUACUUGCCAAAUUUCCUCUCUUGCAGAGUUUCAAAGCAAGAAUAAGCAAUAUCCCCACAAUAAAGAAAUUCCUGCAGCCUGGCAGCCAGAGGAAACCACGAACAACAGAGGAAGAUGUCGCCAGAGCAAUGAAAAUAUUCCGCUCAUGAGCAGCUGUCUGAACCUAUACAAGCUGUAUGGGUAUUUCAUUGUAUUUGCUGAUACUGGCAAAAUGAAAUUAAUGAAAUUAGUGAAAAAAAAAAGAAGUUUAAUCUCUCUUUCCUUAGCUACAGGACUGAUUUUAGCCUACUGCAGACACUUCAAUGUAAAGCUACAUCAAUGUACCAGCCAAGGAAACAGUUUGCUAAAUAUGGGAUAUAUUGGACAACACUGGGUGCCUUAAAUGGGUAAAGACAAUACCUGAAAUAAAUUCUUACUAUUGAUACUCAAAA